UUUUAUCUGUGUGUGUGAGUGUUUGCAUGAAUUAGUAGAAGCUCAUUUGCUAAAGAGGAAUUGAAAAUAUGGGGUACUCAAGUUUUUUGUUGAUUUCUAUUCUCUUUCUUACUGUGGUGCUCAAUGUGGCCAAUGGACAGCCUCUGGUCCCUGCAAUGUUCUUAUUUGGGGACUCCAGUCUUGAUGUUGGUAACAACAACCACCUACUUACUGUUGUGAAAGCAAACUUCCCUCCUUAUGGAAGAGACUUUGAGAAUCACAUUCCAACAGGAAGGUUCAGCAAUGGAAAGCUUCCAAUAGAUUUCGCAGCUGAGACUUUUGGAUUUACCUCUUACCCACCAGCUUAUCUUAACUUAAAGAUCAAAGGAAAUAACCUCCUCUAUGGUGCCAACUUUGCCUCAGCUGGAUCUGGCUACUCUAGUCUUACAAGCAAACUUGAUGGUUCAAUUUCAUUGAACAAGCAGCUGGAAUACUACAUGGAGUACCAGAAGGAAUUGGUGAGCAUAGCCGGGCCAAAUGCAUCAUCAAUUAUAUCUGGUGCUUUAUACCUCAUUGGAGCUGGGACAUGCGAUUUUAUGCAGAACUAUUUUGUAAACCCUCUGCUUAAAAAGCUUUACACAGUUGAUCAAUUCUCAGACAUUCUCAUUGGAUAUUGUUCGAAUUUCAUUCAGAAUUUGUAUGCACUGGGAGCAAGAAGGAUCGUUCUGAUAACAAUACCUCCAAUAGGUUGUUUUCCUGCAGCCAUCACUAUCUUUGGCCUUCAUAGCAACGAAUGUGUGCCAUGGAUGAAUAGUGCUGCUCUUAACUUCAAUAAAAAGCUCAACACCAUAUCUCAGGACUGUAGAAAAAUGCUUCCUGGCAUCAAUUUGGUGAUCCUUGAUACCUACCAAACUCUCUAUGACAUGGUGACCAAGCCUUCUGACUAUGGAUUUUUUGAAGUAAGGAAGGGUUGCUGUGGAACUGGCGUGUUAGAGACUGUUUUGCUGUGCAAUCAUAAGUCCAUAGGAACAUGUGCUAAUGCGUCUAAAUAUGUAUUCUGGGAUAGUAUUCAUCCCACAGAGGCUGCAAACAAGAUUUUGGCGGAUGAUUUGAUUGCUGCUGGCAAAUCCCUAAUAUCCUAAUCAAACAGUUGUGGGAUUUGGAUUUCCUAGCUAGACUUGUGAUUGCUGUUGUGGACAUGUUGUAUGAGCUUGGCUUAUGUACAAGACUAAUGGAAGCUUUGCAUGUUUAUUUGCAAAUUUCAAUGUGUUCUUAAAGUUCGGAAUAAUUGAACAAAGGCUAUUUGUCUUAGCUUGAUGUAGAAGUAUUUUUGGUGAUAAACAGCUUGUAGAAGCAUCCGAUGGUGCGUGGCACACAAGAUAAAGUAUCAUACUCCCUCCGGUCCUAUUUAUAAGCAUGAAAGAGAAGAAAAAUCUUGGUCCUUUUUAUAAGAACCAAAUGAAAGUUUGAGCUAUAUUAAUUAAUUUUUUCCAAUGAUGCCCUUAUUAAUUCUAACUUGUAAAAUGUGUCUCAUUAAUUAUUCUCUCUCUUUUUCACUUUCCAACACUAAUAACAAAGGGUAAUUUUGGAAGUUCAUUUUAAUUUAAGACAAAUUUAAUGCAUUUUAUCUAGUUUAACUACAUUUC
Lotus japonicus is the source of this 1625-nucleotide messenger RNA. Its product is annotated as GDSL esterase/lipase At5g22810-like. The record is from RefSeq and is a predicted model, not a curated record. The coding region runs from base 69 to 1121 and encodes 350 amino acids. The transcript has 5 exons. Gene Ontology annotation, molecular function: hydrolase activity, acting on ester bonds. NCBI's taxonomy places the organism in Eukaryota, Viridiplantae, Streptophyta, Magnoliopsida, Fabales, Fabaceae.